Messenger RNA from Peronospora matthiolae, 1569 nucleotides. Lineage: Eukaryota; Oomycota; Peronosporomycetes; Peronosporales; Peronosporaceae. The record is from the annotation of a GenBank genome assembly.
AUGGCGCUCGCGUACGUCGACUGCUCUGCUGGUAUUGCGGGCGACAUGCUGCUCGGCGCGCUGAUCGAUGCCGGCGCUUCGCUGGCUGAGAUCAAGCGCGGCCUCGAGUCUUUGCACGGGAUCAAGGGCGAGUGGCAGCUCAGCACUGCGAAGGUGUGGAAAGGGCCGGGGAACAUUGCAGCGACCAAGGUACAUGUGAGCUCCAUUUAUCAGCACAAGGAGGUCGCUCCACCGUCUCCAGUUGAGGAUCUGCAACAGGGUUAUGGACGUGGGUACGCCCGUACUCAUAGCCAUGGGCACGGGGGUACACAUAGCCAUGAUCACGGGGGUACAUAUAGCCAUGGACACGAGGGUAUGCAUGACCAUGAGCACGAAGAUCUAAACGUGGACGGAGCAGGCACUGCUACAGGUGUAGAAAAUUUGCACGACCACUCUCACGACCAUGACCAUGAUCAUGCGCUCGAUGGACAUGAGCAGAGUAUUGCAGCUGCACACGAUCGUGAGCCUGUGCGCAACUUGGAUGACAUUAAGGCGCUUAUUGCAGAGAGCGACUUGUCUGACUGGGUCAAGGCCAAGAGCGUUGCGGUGUUCACGUUGUUGGCACAAGCAGAAGCUCACACUCACGGAACAGCGCUGGAGAAGAUUCACUUUCAUGAAGUGGGAGCAAUCGAUAGCAUUGUCGACACGAUAGGCUCUGUAAUCGCGCUUGAUCUCUUUGGCGUACGAGAAGUGCACGCAUCGUUCGUGCCCUUCUCCUCCGGAACGGUUAAAUGCAUGCACGGAAUCCUGCCAGUUCCACCACCAGCCACAUUCCGACUAAUGAUCGGUGUGCCUGUUUGUCCAGCUCCAAAGGGAGCAAAUGGGGAGCUCGUGACGCCGACGGGUAUAAGUCUCGUGAAGGCGCUGGCGUCUACAUUUGGCGAGCCUCCCGCUUUUAUUCCAACGCACACUGGUGUCGGAGCGGGUACGAAAGAGUUUCCAGAGCAUGCUAACAUUGUCCGCGUUGCUAUUGGAACAAAGAUCGACCCUUUGGCUCUCGAAAAAAGCUACGUCAAUCCGGCUAUUGCCACCUCAAGGUCUGCCCAGCCUGCCAUUCGGUCUUGUGAUACCGAGAAAGUCGUCGUUCUUGAGACCAAUUUGGAUGAUUUGAACCCGCAGGUGAUUGGCUAUGUUUCAGAGCGCUUGUUGUCAGAGCACCACGCGCUUGACGUAUGGAAGCAGCCUAUUCAGAUGAAAAAGAACCGUCUUGGUGUGUGUCUCAGCGUAUUGUGUCGCGCUGAACACGAACAUGAGAUUUUGGAAAUAUUAUUCCGUGAAACCUCGACACUUGGUGUUCGCCGCAAUGUGAUGGAGCGCUUCUUUUUGCCCCGCAACUUUGUGUCCGUCCUCGCUUUUGGCCGCUCUGUCGACGUCAAAGUCGCAUUUCUGGGUGGUCAGGCUGUGAAUGUGCACCCAGAAUUUGAGCACUGCAAGGCGAUCGCACUGGAACAGAAUAUCCCUUUGCUUCAAGUGAUGGACCAAGUGAAAGCCCUUGCUUUUUCCACGAUCAGAACGCAUCUACCAAGCUGA